Molecule: messenger RNA, 1987 nt
Organism: Colossoma macropomum (tambaqui)
Lineage: Eukaryota; Metazoa; Chordata; Actinopteri; Characiformes; Serrasalmidae
Product: trichohyalin-like
Exons: 16
Coding region: 461-1987 (508 amino acids)
Source: RefSeq, a predicted model, not a curated record
AGUGGUUGGAGAAGAAAGUAUUGAAUGUGUAAGACGUUACAGGUCACUGAGAGCUCCAGGCAGCGUCCAGAGAAGAGAAAAAAAGAACCAAAGCAGGAGAAACAACUCCACUACCUCUACGCCCUCCACUACUAGCAAAGAAAAACAGGAUGACAAGCUCAGAACAGAAUUCAAUGACGUGGAAUUGUCGCUUGUUGGACUUCAGCAGCAAAAAGCGGCUGCGGUGAGGCUGGUGGAGAGACUGAGGGAGGAGGUGGAGGAAGCAGAGAGAGAGAGACACACACUGCAGCUCAGUGUAACUCAAACCAGAACUCACGCUCAGCUCCUCCGGAGUGAGCUACACAAACUCCAGGCUCAGAGGGACUUGAGUGUGAAGGAGUUCAGAGCUCUACAGGAGGACCAGGCUGCCUUACAGAGACACACAACCGCUUGUUACUACGCCUCCAGUCCUCACCAGCGUAUGAACAGCAGCUGCGUGUCUGUGUUGGAGAGGGAGGAGAUGGAACGUCUGCUGGACAGCACCAAAUCAGAGCUGUUCUCAGAACAACGGCGGUUCAGGAAAAAACUGGACUCCAUGCAGGAGAGACUAGAGGAGGUGACUCAGGAGCUGGAGCAGAGGGAGGAGGAGAGCAGGAGCCUCAGAGAGAAAUGCUCUGAGCUGGAGGAGAAACUGACUGCAGCCAUGAAACACAGAGAUGAGCUACAGCAAUCUGUACAGAGUGAACGAGUGGAGCAGGAGGACAGGCUGGGGGCUCUGGAGAAGAUCAUUGCCCAGAAGGAGCUGCUUCUGCUGGGCAUACAGGAGGAGAAGAGCUCCCUUCAGAUGGAGCUCACUGCCAUCAGAGAGGAGAACAGGGCUAAGCUCACAGCAGCACUGACACAAGCACAGAAAGAAAAGGAGGAGGAAGUUGAGCGGCUGAAGGUUCAGUUGACUCAGAGUCAUGAGCACGAGCUACAGAUGGUUCGUUCUCAGGGGCAUGAGGCCAGAGCAGCAGCACUCAGAGAGCAAGCUCUUACCCACACGCGCAACACUGAGUCCUUACACAGCUGCAUUCAGAUGAAGGAGCAGGAGGUGAAGAGACUGCAGGAGUCUGUUAAGCAACAGCAGGAGGUGCUGAGGAGGCGAGAGGAGGAGCUGAGAGGAGAGGCAAAGGAACAGGUGCAGAAGGCAGUGGAGCGAGAGCAGGAUAAGUUUGAGGAGCAGAUGCAGGACUUGGAGAGGAGGUGGAGAGCAGACGUGGAGAGAGAGAGGAGGAAUGCGUUGGCUCUACAGAACAAAGUUGUGGAGCUGCAGACGCGGGUAGAAGAGUUGGAGAGUGAAGCGUCUGUGCAGACGGCGAGGCUCAGAGCUCUGAGAGACGAGCACCAGGCGGAGUUACAGACACUGCACAGGCAGCUAAAACAGGAGGCUGAUAGUGAGACUGCACGUCUGAAACAAAGUGUGAAACGAUCAGAGAAGCAGCUCCAGGGCCUGAAAUCGGCACUUGCUGAGUGUGAGCGGGUCCACCAGGUGGCAGCAGAGAGACAGGAGCGGCAGAACUCAGGCUGGGUUCAGGACAUACACACGGAGUGCGUGUGUCUACAGGAGCUGCUCACACACAAUGGUCUGAGUGUGGAUACCAAACACCUCUCACACAGCGCUACAGUGAGUGAGGCUGUGCAGGUGCUGCAGUCUCUCAGAAAACCUCUCCAGCAGCUCAUCAUCAGCCUGCAGAACCGCAUCAGCUCACUCACUCACACCAACCAGCAGAUCAGCGCAGAGAAGGCAGCGGUAACUCCUCGGACCGCCAUUCAGUACAUUGACGUCUCUGAGCCACCCCAACCCCAACGUGCAGAAUCACUCCCCCCUUUCUCACGGGUUUCCUCUCUGCACUUGGGUCCGCCUCCCUGCCGUCCUGAGCUGGAGCUGCGUCUGCAGAGGGACCAGUUGACGGUGGAGAAGGAGAGAGCUCUGAAUGCAUUAAAGGAAAAACUCAUACAGGUGUGA